CCGUUUCGUUCAGCAGCGCAGGCGUUGCCGUUUGAAUUUUUUUAAAUUAACAAUCAUGUUCAGAGAAGAGUAGCAUUACGGAUCUGGGGCCGUCUCAGUGUGUACGUUUUUUUAUACCGCUUAUAAGUGUAACCGGGACAACGGUGCCGGUGCAAAGUAUAUAUACACACAUAUAUAUAUAAUUGAAUAAGAAAUUGGAAUCGUUUUUGUGAAUGAACGCAUACAACGGCUGAGUGGAAUACUAUUGGCUACGAUAUAUUAAAAGAAGAUAAUCAUGGAGGACGGCCAUUCGAAAACCGUGGAGGAAGUGGUGAAUUACUUCAACGUUGAUCCCGAGAAAGGAUUGUCCCCGGACCAGGUCAAGAGGAAUCAGGAGAAAUAUGGUCUCAACGAAUUGCCGGCUGAGGAGGGAAAAUCCAUUUGGCAACUCGUCCUAGAACAGUUCGACGACCUUCUAGUUAAGAUCCUUCUAUUAGCUGCUAUUAUUUCUUUCGUAUUAGCUUUAUUUGAAGAGCACGACGAUGCCUUCACUGCCUUCGUCGAACCCUUCGUCAUUCUGCUCAUCCUUAUUGCCAAUGCCGUGGUCGGCGUGUGGCAAGAACGUAACGCCGAGUCCGCGAUUGAAGCUCUGAAGGAAUAUGAGCCCGAGAUGGGAAAGGUAGUCAGAGGCGACAAGUCCGGCGUCCAGAGGAUCCGCGCCAAGGAGAUCGUACCCGGCGACAUCGUUGAGGUGUCCGUCGGCGACAAGAUCCCUGCUGACAUUCGUCUUACCAAGAUCUACUCUACCACUCUCAGGAUCGAUCAGUCCAUCUUGACUGGUGAAUCUGUAUCCGUUAUCAAGCACACCGACCCCGUACCCGAUCCUCGUGCUGUGAACCAGGACAAGAAGAACAUUCUCUUCUCCGGUACCAAUGUUGCUGCUGGUAAGGCUCGUGGUGUCGUAAUUGGAACUGGUCUUAACACUGCCAUCGGUAAGAUCCGUACCGAGAUGUCCGAGACCGAGGAGAUCAAGACGCCCCUGCAACAGAAAUUGGAUGAGUUCGGUGAACAACUGUCCAAAGUCAUUUCCGUAAUUUGCGUCGCUGUCUGGGCUAUUAAUAUUGGACACUUCAACGAUCCCGCUCACGGUGGUUCCUGGAUCAAGGGUGCCAUCUAUUACUUCAAGAUUGCCGUAGCUCUGGCCGUCGCUGCUAUUCCUGAAGGUCUGCCCGCUGUCAUCACCACUUGCUUGGCUCUUGGUACUCGUCGUAUGGCCAAGAAGAACGCCAUUGUCAGAUCCCUGCCUUCCGUUGAGACCCUUGGUUGCACGUCUGUUAUCUGCUCUGAUAAGACUGGAACUUUGACCACCAAUCAGAUGUCCGUCAGCCGUAUGUUUACCUUCGAAAAAAUCGAGGGUAACGACAGCAGCUUCCACGAAUUCGAAAUUACUGGCUCCACCUAUGAACCCAUCGGUGAGAUAUUCCUCAAGGGACAGAAGGUUAAGGGAUCCGACUUUGAGACUCUUCAUGAAAUCAGCACCAUCUGCAUCAUGUGCAACGACUCCGCUAUUGACUUCAAUGAGUUCAAACAGGCUUUUGAGAAGGUCGGCGAGGCUACCGAGACCGCACUCAUUGUCUUGGCUGAGAAGAUCAAUCCCUUCGCUGUCCCCAAGUCCGGACUGGACCGUCGUAACGCCGCCAUUGCCGUCAGACAGGACAUCGAGACCAAGUGGAAGAAGGAGUUCACCCUGGAGUUCUCUCGCGAUCGUAAAUCCAUGUCCUCCUACUGCGUUCCUCUCAAGCCCAGCAAACUUGGAACCGGACCCAAGCUCUUCGUCAAGGGUGCUCCCGAAGGUGUCCUGGACAGAUGCACGCACGCUCGUGUCGGUACUCAGAAGUUCCCUCUGACCUCUUCUCUGAAGAACCGCAUCCUGGAACUCACUCGUCAAUACGGUACUGGGCGCGAUACUCUGCGUUGUUUGGCUCUCGCUGCUGCUGAUCACCCAAUGAAGCCUGACGAAAUGGACUUGGGUGACUCCACCAAGUUCUACACCUACGAGAAGGACCUCACCUUCGUCGGUGUCGUUGGUAUGCUUGAUCCUCCCCGCAAGGAGGUCUUCGACUCCAUUGUCAGGUGCCGUGCUGCUGGUAUCCGUGUCAUUGUCAUCACUGGUGAUAACAAGGCCACUGCUGAAGCUAUCUGCCGUCGUAUUGGUGUCUUCGGCGAGGACGAGGAUACUACUGGCAAGUCUUACUCUGGACGUGAAUUCGAUGAUCUUCCUAUUGCCGAACAAAAGGCCGCCUGCGCUAGGGCUCGUCUCUUCUCCCGUGUGGAGCCCGCUCACAAAUCCAAGAUCGUUGAGUACCUGCAGAGCAUGAAUGAAAUCUCUGCUAUGACUGGUGAUGGUGUCAAUGACGCCCCUGCCCUGAAGAAGGCUGAGAUUGGUAUUGCUAUGGGAUCUGGUACAGCCGUAGCUAAGUCGGCUUCCGAGAUGGUGUUGGCUGACGAUAACUUCUCAUCCAUUGUCGCUGCCGUUGAGGAAGGUCGUGCCAUCUACAACAACAUGAAACAAUUUAUCCGUUAUCUUAUCUCUUCCAAUAUUGGCGAAGUCGUCAGUAUUUUCUUGACUGCUGCUCUUGGUCUUCCCGAAGCACUCAUCCCCGUACAGCUCCUCUGGGUCAAUCUGGUCACUGAUGGUCUUCCUGCUACUGCUCUUGGUUUCAAUCCACCCGAUCUUGACAUCAUGGACAAGCCUCCCCGUAAAGCCGACGAAUCUCUCAUCUCCGGCUGGUUGUUCUUCCGUUACUUGGCCAUUGGUGGAUACGUGGGUGCUGCAACCGUUGGAUCCGCCGCCUGGUGGUUCCUGUACAGCCCGCACGGACCUCAGAUGAAUUAUUACCAACUGACCCACCACUUGGCCUGCAUUGGCGGAGGUGAGGAGUUCAAGGGUCUUGACUGCAAGGUCUUCUCCGACCCGCAUCCCAUGACUAUGGCUCUUUCCGUACUUGUCACCAUUGAAAUGUUGAACGCCAUGAACAGUUUAUCUGAGAACCAGUCUCUGAUCAGCAUGCCCCCAUGGUCCAACAUGUGGCUCAUCGCUUCUAUGGCCCUUUCCUUCACACUCCACUUCGUCAUCCUCUACGUCGACGUUCUUUCGUCUGUGUUCCAAGUCACCCCACUGACUGUCGAAGAAUGGGUUACCGUUAUGAAGUUCUCCAUUCCAGUGGUACUUCUCGACGAAACCCUGAAGUUCGUUGCCAGAAAGAUCACAGACGGUGAGAACCCAAUUUACACCGUGCAUUGGAUCGUUUUAAUGUGGGCCGUGUUCUUUGGACUUUUAUACGUUUUCCCCAUAUAGAAAGUGAGAGUAUGCGCGUGCGAAAGAGUAUGAAAGCAAGCGGAGAGAUUGCGUGUGAGAAAGUGUGAGCAAUCACUGAGAGAACGAGACAUAGAAAGAGAGAGAGAGAGAUUGAGAGCAAAAGUAAAGAGAGAAAGGUGGAGAGUGAGAGUGAAAAGUUAGUUCAAAGAAAAGUAAAAAAAAAAAAAAAGAAAAUACUGAGAAACGACGACCUCGUCCUCCUCCGUAAGAGUGACACUACGGACGGAGCCAUCGUCGUCUAACCGAAGCUCCUGGGACUUGCAGUUUGCAUUUAGCUUAAACUUCCCCGUGGCACGGGAAGGUUUUCAUAAGGAUCGAUUUAACGAAGUGUGUUUAAGUGAGAUUUUUUAACCAGUUUAACUGUUGCGCAUGGUGUAUUAGUCAGUGCAACCAGAUGAGAUACAUAUAAUAUCUCAACUACUUCCUCUAUGCGGACCUCGAAAGGCUGACCAUGCUCGCCAACCACCAACACCGUGUAAACAACCCCGACGUCGCCCUAACGGUCGUACCAACCUCCAGUGGCAUCCAGAAAGCGUAUAGAAAUACCUAUCCCUACGUUAUCGUGCAUUAGUUCUGUCUAUAAUUUUUUGUUUAAUCUUUAUCACCUCGGUUCUGCUCGUUUCGCCAAAUGAAUUUCUUAAAUUCUUUUCUUUUUGUACGAGUGCCUUCUAAUCGUGUAAAACUCCGAAACCUUUCUUCACUGAUGUCAUCUUACUGUUAUCGUUACACGUGCUCGUGCGAAUUGAUUGUAAUCGGAUAUCGUGUUGUGUCCUAUCCCUUAUCACUCCCGAUUCUACGUAUUUGCACGUGUGUAUUAUUUAAUUAACCAUUGGUGUAGGUCAGUGUAGUCUCAUUUGUAUUCAUCCUGAUGCACAUCUUGUAUACGUUUGUUCAUAUACGUGUUAUAGCAUGUAAUUUCUUGUUUGCAUUCUGGAAUUGCUUAUCGUUGCAUUAUCACCGAUUACGUCUAAAGAGACGAAAAAUCGCGAGCACGGGCGCCAUAUGAAAACGCGAACACCACCGUGGUGAAUUUUCUCGAUCUGUAACUAUUUUCGAUUACCGAUACGGUGGUUCACUUCCUUAUAAGACGUCGACGUCAAGUCGAACGUUAACCCUUAGCGUUAAUAUUUUAUUAGAGAUUCGCGAAGGCCGAUCGCGCGAUUGCAUAAUAGAUCGACCUUCGGACGAGCCCGUAGAACCUUUCGUUUCUCCUAAGUAGCAUUUCGAUUGUACAUAAGGUAGUAGAUAGAAGUCUGUACAUUAUUAGCUACAAAUUGUAUUCACGGAUUAUUCGAAUUCAAUUAUUUCCUUUCGAUUAGAUAGAGAAAGUACCGGGAUUGCUUCCGACUUUAUCGAUAGAAAAUUUCCUCUUUUCCUAUGGUACUUUUUUUUUUGUUCUUACGAUUAAUUCCUUUUUUUUUUCUCUCUUGGUACCCCUCAUCAGUCUAUUCGUUUGACGCACGACUAUACACCCUUAACAUCCCUGUAUGACAAUUGUGCAAAGUCGAUGAGCGCCUGGGACUGUCU
This is a messenger RNA of Cephus cinctus (wheat stem sawfly), 4885 nucleotides long. RefSeq names its product calcium-transporting ATPase sarcoplasmic/endoplasmic reticulum type (gene SERCA). The record is from RefSeq and is a predicted model, not a curated record. Gene Ontology annotation, molecular function: ATP hydrolysis activity; ATP binding; P-type calcium transporter activity. The coding region runs from base 275 to 3337 and encodes 1020 amino acids. Gene Ontology annotation, biological process: calcium ion transmembrane transport; intracellular calcium ion homeostasis. Gene Ontology annotation, cellular component: membrane. Lineage: Eukaryota; Metazoa; Arthropoda; Insecta; Hymenoptera; Cephidae. The transcript has 13 exons.